ACCGUGGAACGUCAUUGCGCGCACUGGCAGCGCUCGAACUCACCCUCGCAGCCGCUUUUAUAAAGCGCUAAAUACGAAUAUUUCCGAAAAGGAGCCUCCACCUCGCAGGCGAGAACACUUGACGCGUGUCCGUGGAGCGGCGCGGACCAUAACCGAAGCGCAGGGGAUUUUACGCACGGCUUUUACGCACGGCUUUGGAGACGUAAAGAAAGCAUGGCGCUGACAGGAGUGAUGCUGCCUUCCUUCUCCACCUUCAGCAACCCGACAUGGGAACACAGGUGGAAAGCCGAAAGUGACUGCUCCGUGCUAGAGACGAGUCCGUGUCCCAAAAAGGACGAGGAAGACCUGAGCAACUACUUGGACCUGGAUUUUAUUCUGGCCAACAGCACCGCCGCCUACGUGGCUCCGGCCGACCCGGGGGUGUACACCGACGAGCCCGCCUUCUCCCCGCCGGCGCCCGCCGAGCACCGCUCCCCGCCGCCGCCGUACGGCGCCAGCCUCAUGACCGAGCUGAUGCGCUCCGAACCCGGCGGCUACGGCUCGACGCGCGGCGGCGCCCCCGCCGUGCAGGGCAGGUUUUACGUCAAUUUCCCGCGCCAGGACAUUAAAGUGGAGCCCUCCAUGGAGAGCUACGGCAUGGCGCCUCAAAGCUGCGGCAAUAAGAUCAAGCAAGAGGGGAACGUUUCGUGCAUGAUGUCCUUCGAGCAGCCCCGGGUGGCCAUCUCGCCCUUGACCCCGCCGCUCAGUCCGGACGAGCAGGCGGCGUCGGACAUGAGCUGCUACAAGUACCACCACCACCACCACCACCACCACCCGGCCGCCUCCUUCCACCACAUGCACAUGGCCUACCACGGCGGGCGCCACCCGGCGUUCGGCGUGUACGACGACGCCCUAACCCAGCUGCAGCCGGGCGCCCAGCGGGUGAUGCUCACCCCUCCGUCCUCCCCGCUGGAGCUGCUGGAGUCCAAGCCCAAGCGGGGUCGACGCACCUGGCCGAGGAAGCGCACGGCCACGCACACCUGCACCUUCGCCGGCUGCGGGAAGACCUACACCAAAAGCUCCCACCUGAAGGCGCACCUGCGGACGCACACGGGUGAGAAACCAUACCACUGCAGCUGGGAAGGCUGCGGCUGGAAGUUCGCCCGCUCGGACGAGCUGACGCGUCACUUCCGGAAACACACCGGACACCGGCCGUUCCAGUGUCACCUGUGCGAGCGCGCCUUCUCCAGGUCUGACCACCUUGCACUGCACAUGAAGAGACACAUGUGAAGGACAGACUUAUGGGCUUUGGGUGCUUCUUUGUUGUGAUGUCAUUUUUUUUUUAUUUAAAGUGUCCUCUACAUGACUAAAGUCUUUUUUUCUACACAUAUAUAUAUGAAUAUAAGGUAACACUUUAGUAUGGGGACUUGUCCAGGGUGUACCCCGCCUUCCGCCUGAUUGUAGCGGAGAUAGGCUCCAGCAACCCCCGCCACCCCGAAAGGGAUAAGCGGUAGAAAAUGGAUGGAUGGCACUUUGGUAUGGGGAGCACAUAUUCACCAUUAAUUAGUUGCUUAUCAACAUGCAAAUUAGUAACAUAUUGGCUCUUAAUUAGUCAUUAUUAAGUACUUAUUAAUGUCUUAUUCUAUUAUACAACCAGUAAGCCAUUAACUAAGAGUCUUCCCUCAAUAACCUCAGAAUUAUUGCUUAUUAGUAACCCUAACCCUUAGAUGUUCCCCUAGUGUCCAAAUAACUGUAAAUUAAGUCUUUAUUACUUUAAUUACAUGUUUUUUUUAUUUCGCUUUGCUAUUUGGGUUUAUUAGACCCUAAUUAGAAUAAAAACUAAGAAUCAUCUUUUGAUAUGAUGUACUUAGUCCAUAAGUACACAAACGUGUACUUCAUGUUUAGUGACAUGCUAAUUCUUAUUUUUUUCCUCCCCAAAUUCCAUUGUAUGUUGUACUCUUCUGACACCACCAGAUGGCAGUAUAAGUGUCCACAUAAGUGGACAUAAGACCCCAAUUCAGUAGUGUACACAAUUUUGGAAAUAAGAGCUUAAAAAGGUGCUGUCCACGCAUGUGGCCACUAAGCCUUUAGAGGUUUUCAAUAAGCAACGUACUCAGACCUACUCAGUGGCCUAGUGGUUAGAGUGAGUGAGUUCGAACCCCGGCCGAGUCAUACUAAAGACUAAAAAAAAAAAAGGGACCCAUUACCUCCCUGCUUGGCACUCAGCAUUAAGGGUUGGAAUUGGGGGUUAAAACAGCAAAAAAUGAUUCCCGGGCGCGGCCAACGCUGCUGCUCACUGCUCCCCUCACCUCCCAGGGGGUGAUCAAGGGUAAUGGGUCAAAUGCAGAGAAUAAUUUUGCCACACCUAGUGUGUGUGUGUGACUAUCAUUGGUACUUUAACUUAACUAAUGGUGAAUAUGUUCCCCAUACUAAAGUGUUACCGACUAUAAUAUUAAUGUUAUAUCCAAUAAUGUAGCUGGUACUACUUUGGGUGAGAAAAGAUGCUCUCCAGCCAAAAAAAAAAAAAAAAAAAGGGGGCUGGUCCUGUACAGAAUAUACGGGUGCUUCAGUUCAAUUGCUGUGAAAGGUUUCCAGAAGUAAAAAAUGUAUUUCUUAAUCAUUUUAAUAUUCCUGUUAUUGAAAAAUGUCAAAAGGUUGAUGUUUACAAACUAAUGAUUGACGCUCUCAUCAGCAAAACAAACUGCAAAAAUAUCCCGAGCCUCGACUCGUCAUCUGAAUUGGAACUUCUGGAAUCUGUGAAACUUUUUUUUUUUCCCGCAGCAUAUUGUAAUUGAUUGCACCUGCACAUGUGAUGUACUCUCCUCCGCAACUGGAAUGCUGUGUUUGACACAGAAGUGCCUUUCUAUGACUCUGCUACUGUUCACUUAAGGAGACAAUCUUGUUGACAGGAAGUGCUAUUAAGACAAUGGUUUGUUUGUUUUUCCAAUCCAAAGAAAAACUGCCUCAAUGAAUGAACUGAAUGGCCUAAUUAUUAAUUAUUUGUGUUUGUGUGAUCCCAGCCCCCCUUGUGUACACUAUCAGGGCUUGACGUCCUGUGCAUUAUUUUAUACGUAAAUUUAUAUAAAUAUGUACAAUGGAUUUUAUACAGUCGAAUGUGUAUUUAUUGUAAAUAUUAAAACCUGAACGCAAACAUCAA
Messenger RNA from Nerophis lumbriciformis (worm pipefish), 3136 nucleotides. RefSeq names its product Krueppel-like factor 2. Gene Ontology annotation, biological process: regulation of transcription by RNA polymerase II. The record is from RefSeq and is a predicted model, not a curated record. Gene Ontology annotation, molecular function: DNA-binding transcription factor activity, RNA polymerase II-specific; RNA polymerase II cis-regulatory region sequence-specific DNA binding. NCBI's taxonomy places the organism in Eukaryota, Metazoa, Chordata, Actinopteri, Syngnathiformes, Syngnathidae.